GCUGCGGUAGACGGUCAGUUCAUCGCAACCAGCCUCACAGCACAGAGAAUCAUUUUCCUUUUCCUUGUACGUUUUACUUUUGAGGCGAGUUCUGGAUUAAACGGCGAAGGGAGAUACUGCUUUGCACCUCUAUAGUCCAUGCCCAUUUUGCCAGAAAAAUGAUAACACUGAUAUUUUUCGUAUUUUUACUCGCGGGGCAAGCUUCCUCAUCCCCGGUACCCAUCGAGCAUUCAAAAGCCGACACUAAGGUAAUGAAUUGUGUUGUAGAGGUCAUCUCUGACACGCUGGCCAAACCCAGCCCUUUGCCAAUCAGCCCGGAGUGCCUGGACGCUCUCAGGGGAGAUGAGAGAAUAAUCGGCAUGCUUCGACAUCAAAAUCUUCUGCGAGAACUGCAGGAACUUGCGGCUGAAGGGGCCAAUGAGAAGACACUUCAGAAGAAGCAAAGCGACAAUUAUGAAGAGAAGCAACCUGCAGUUCUCAAGAAUCACGAUGACCCUCAAGAGAAUCCAGCAGAGGAGCAACAAAGAUCCAGCACUGAGAACUUGGACAUUGGGGAUGAGGAGGAGGAGAUCAUAAAGGAGAAGCUACCAGAUGUACGAAGGCACAGCCUUCAGGAUACAGCUACUGACUUGAACAGCACUACAACAGACAGAGACAGAGGAAUAACAAAGAAAAUUCCAGUAGAAGAUGAACCAAUGGAAAGUGAAUCCUCUUCCAAUGAAUAUAAUGAGGACCAAUCCCAGGAUCAGCAGCAAACUGAGGAGCAUAGUCCAGAAGCACAUGAUGAUGAGGACACUGAAGAAGUGGGUGAAGAUCUCAUCAAAGCAAGUGAUGAGGAAGAAAGCAACAGCCGUUAUGAAGACAGUAAGGAUGAGGAGCUAACCCACAGUGAAGAGCCUCCACAAGAAGACUGGGGAGAUGAAGCAGCUGACAGUGACAGUUCAGAUAUGGAUGGAAAUGGGAAGGUCUCAGAAAAAGAAAUAAGGUCUAAAGAGAACAAUAAGAAUUCAGAAAAUGUAGAUAAAUAUUCAAGCAAGAAUGAUGAAAAGGAUGACUUGUCUGAAGAGUGGGAGGGGAAUAAACGCAAGCUGGAUGAACUUGCUCCAGAGAUGAAGUUGAGAAAGCAUGAAGCAGGUGAGGAAGAUAAAUCGAUCAGAGUUGAAAAUCCAAAAGCGCGCAGCAGACACAGCCAUUUCCAAUACUUGCAGGGAAACAGAAGAUCUCAUGCUGAGGAAGGUCGACAGAAAGGGAAAGUGUUCAUUGCAUCAACUGCGUUGCGAAAAAGGCUUGAUGUAGAGGAAGGAAGUGCCACCAGGAAAAGUGAGGACCAGGAAGUGGAGAGCUUGGAAGAGAUCGAAAGUGAACUUGAAGCAAUGGCAAGGAGGUUACACCAGAUGCGUAGUCGUUAAAUGUGGUGCUACCAAGAUUAAUAAUGAAGCGCCUAUUAGCACCUUCAAAGUACAUUUUGUUUGACAAGUAAUAUUUUAUCAAAUUCAUCAUGAGCGCCCAAACCGUCACCUUUAUUCCCUUUGAGGUGCUAUCAUAUUGCUUGCUAAAAUUAUUUUGCUCCUUUUUUAUUUAGGGCAACUCUCUUUUCUUUGUGCAGUAGCUGAAUGAAUUUUCAAUAUUUUACUUAUGGAUUAAAAUGCAAUGGCUUUCUAGAACUCUGGAAACGAUAUGAAAUUAGUAUUGUGCUUGGUCACUGCCUGUACCAAGUCAAACUAAUUGUACUGUAUAUCCAAUUUAUGUAAUUAAAAUAAU
Hypanus sabinus (Atlantic stingray) is the source of this 1761-nucleotide messenger RNA. It is a transcript of the gene chga, whose product is annotated as chromogranin A. Lineage: Eukaryota; Metazoa; Chordata; Chondrichthyes; Myliobatiformes; Dasyatidae. Gene Ontology annotation, biological process: defense response to bacterium; negative regulation of catecholamine secretion; negative regulation of insulin secretion. Bases 159 to 1409 code for a protein of 416 amino acids. Gene Ontology annotation, cellular component: chromaffin granule. The transcript is spliced from 7 exons. The record is from RefSeq and is a predicted model, not a curated record.